GUGGACAGUGGCAUCUCGCACUCCUUGCAACGUUGAAUCAUGGCCGUCAUGAGCGUGUCGGAUUUCUUCCACAUGAAAUCGCGCGAUUUAGUGAUAUUCUCCGAAUUUGAAGGAUGUAAAGCAUCUAUCAUUGAAGUUGACAAGUUAGGGCAACCCAAAGAGUUUCGUUCUAAGGAGGUCAAGUCGCUAGACAAGCAACUAGAGUUUUUCUCGCAACCAACACCUACGGAUACACAUAGGGGCUCUUUACACUUACUCUUACACCGAUGCACUAGAAAGAAGGCCGAAAAGGCCCCUCUACCCUUCGGAGAUCAGAAGACUUUCGACACGGUGAUUGAGAAGUUGAAGCUGCCGACGUGUUAUCCUUAUGAUUACGCGAGGUGGCAGCACAUUCCCGCAAGGACGACAUUCUUUCGUUCCGGUGUGGAGGUGGUCUGUCAUACUCCGAAAUUCGGCACGACCUGGGCAAGCCUUGCGCUGUGGUAUGACUCUGAAAGUCAGACAACGUCUGCUUUCCUGUCUGUGACUGAAGGCGAAAUGGAGGAACUGAUGGUGGAGACGGUGAACAGUCUCAAAUUUCUGGCUAGCCAUCCGCUCCUGCUGCCCAUUGCGCUCUAUUGGGUGACCUCUCAGAUCCUUCGACGCGACAACCACGACACCCACGUGAAUAUGAACACCGUUCAAAAAGACACAGGCUUGUUGAGACAAUAUUUAAAGGUUGACAGUACGAGAGCAUCCAGCACCACCGCCUCCACGACAGAAAAAGGAAACGCUAAAACUUCACAACAGAAGGCGCCUACUCUGACCGAGAUUCACCAAGUUAUUGUCGAACAACAUGCGCGCCUCACACGUGGUCUCGCUGAAUUCACUGAGGAGCUUGGAGCAUCUUGCCUCUCUGCCCUCGAUAGCAUCGAAAGCAUGGAAGAAGACGGGGACGAAGCGAAGAACGACAAGAAAAUCUCGACUCUAUUGAUAGACAAGGAUGCACAUUUCGAGCUGAGGAAGCUCCUCGCCCAUACGAAGGUCGGCACCAACUACGAACUACACCACCGCAAGCAGAUUCUCAGUCGGGUAGAGAUCCAACAGCAAGUCCUUUACAAUCUUAUGCAGUCCCGUCUUGGUGACGAAGCUCUCCGCGAUAGUUCGGCUAUGAAAAGCAUAGCUGUGCUAACCAUGGUGUUUCUACCGGCAACAGCACUAGCCACCAUAUUCAGCAUCGGCGCAUUCUUUGGUUCAAGUCCCGCCGAUGGACACAUUGUAGUUUCAGGGGAAUUCUGGUUGUUUUGGGCAAUAGCCAUACCCCUUACGCUUCUGGUCCUGCUAAUAUACUUCCUCUGGGAGCAGCGAGAGUGGCUCCACAAGCAAUGGCAUCGAGAGAAAAGAGAAGACCAGGAAGCCCAAAAAACACCGCCGGCGAAGGGUGAUCAGAAAAGAGCUCUCAAAUGA
Cladophialophora immunda is the source of this 1446-nucleotide messenger RNA. RefSeq lists its product as uncharacterized. The record is from RefSeq and is a predicted model, not a curated record. Lineage: Eukaryota; Fungi; Ascomycota; Eurotiomycetes; Chaetothyriales; Herpotrichiellaceae. Bases 40 to 1446 code for a protein of 468 amino acids. The transcript is spliced from 3 exons.